This is a messenger RNA of Kazachstania africana CBS 2517, 990 nucleotides long. RefSeq names its product Tda5p (gene TDA5). NCBI's taxonomy places the organism in Eukaryota, Fungi, Ascomycota, Saccharomycetes, Saccharomycetales, Saccharomycetaceae. The coding region runs from base 1 to 990 and encodes 329 amino acids. The record is from RefSeq and is a predicted model, not a curated record. Gene Ontology annotation, molecular function: oxidoreductase activity, acting on the CH-OH group of donors, NAD or NADP as acceptor. The transcript has 2 exons.
AUGAGUAUCGAUAUAUUAAUUAAGUAUAUACUGCUACCAUUAUUACAAUAUCCAAGCAUAUUGUUUGUUCCCUUCAGAGAAAUUCCCCAAACUGUUAAAAUAAUAUCAAUUUUCUAUUCUGUUUGCUUGAAUGUUUUUUUGAGUAUUAAUUCAUGGUAUAAAUGUUAUGGGGCUCGAGAUUGGAAGAAACUAAGCGACUAUAACAAUGCCGUUGUAGUUAUUACUGGUGGAAGCAAUGGAUUAGGUAAGGCGAUAGUCUACAGGCUGUUUUCCAAGUACCCCAACAUCACCAUUGUAAAUAUUGAUCUACAAGAACUGAAGAUGGAAAAUAAGCGGUUGGUUCAACUGAAGUGCAAUUUAGGAAAUGAUACUGAGUUGAACGAUGCCAUCAAAUCCAUUAAACAAUUAUACUCUGGCCAAAUUAGAAUGAUCAUUAACAAUGCGGGAGUGAGAUCGUCCUUCAAGAACUUUGAUGAAGUGGACAUACUCGACUUUGAAAAUAUAUGUGCCGUAAAUACGAUGGCACCUAUCAAAUUGAUUCAAGCUCUAGUUCCUAAGGCCUCGGAGACAAACUUACACAGUCAGUGCUACAUAGUGAAUAUAGCAAGCACACUGGGGAUUGUCACGCCGGCUAAAGUUACAAGCUACGCUGUAAGUAAAGCUGCUUUGAUAGCAUUUCAUCAAUCAUAUGGAUUCGAGCUUAUGACGAAAAAUCGUUCUGAUAUUAGAUUACUGUUAGUGACUCCAGGACAAUUGAACACAGGCAUGUUUAGUGGCUUUGAGCCCCCUCGUCAGUUUUUUGCGCCUGUUUUAGACGUUGACAAUCUAGCAGAAAAAAUAUUACAGUGUAGUGAAAGAGGUGAAAGAGGUUCUAUCAACGAGCCAUUCUAUGCUUAUUUCGCUCACAUGCUCAUGUCAAUGCCUUUUUCCAUCCAAAUAAUGUUGAGAAAACUCUCUAAAAUGGAUGAAUGCUUACCAGAUGGAAAAUAA